Cynara cardunculus var. scolymus (artichoke) is the source of this 1526-nucleotide messenger RNA. RefSeq lists its product as uncharacterized. Bases 173 to 1183 code for a protein of 336 amino acids. The record is from RefSeq and is a predicted model, not a curated record. Lineage: Eukaryota; Viridiplantae; Streptophyta; Magnoliopsida; Asterales; Asteraceae. The transcript is spliced from 7 exons.
GGCCCAUAAAAAACACAUGCUUUACUCCACACCUAAUCCGUACCUCCAUUUCCCUACCCUCCUCCUCUAUCUUCCAUACCUUGGGGAAUUAGUCUCGUUAAUGGAGUUGUAGACAGUAUUUAGGGUUUUGUUUCUGAAAGAACUUUUCAAUCUCAUACCAAAAUCUUUGCAAAUGUCGUUUCUGACAUUGAAAACUCCAUUUUUAUCAUCACGUUUUUCUUCAUCAUCGUCUGUUCUUGCAUUAUGUCAAAGUAAUCAGCUACGGUUGUGUUCUUCUUCGUCGCUUUAUCUUCCUAGAAAGCGAACGUUUAGCAGAGGAAAAUUAAGAUGGAGAGCUGAAUCUCAACAACAGGAUUCUUCUAAAAACAGCAAUAGUAGUGAUUCACAACAACCUAACGGUUCCGUGACAAGCAGGAGGGAUAUUCUACUGGAGUAUGUGAAAAAUGUGCAGCCAGAAUUUAUGGAGUUGUUUGUUAAAAGAGCUCCCCAGCAGGUUGUAGAUGCCAUGCGCCAAACUGUAACAAACAUGAUCGGAACACUACCCCCUCAGUUUUUUGCAGUGACUGUUACUACUGUUGCUGAGAAUCUUGCGCAGCUCAUGUACAGCGUUUUGAUGACUGGGUAUAUGUUCAGGAAUGCUCAAUAUAGGUUGGAAUUGCAACAAAGUUUGGAGCAAGUUGCACUUCCUGAUACAUCACAGGAGAGAAAGGAUGCACCAGAUUAUGCAGCAGGGACACAGAAAAAGGUGACAGGGGAAGUGAUCAGGUGGAAUAAUGUUUCUGGUCCAGAGAAAAUAGAUGCAAUCAAGUACAUCGAGUUACUUGAAGCAGAAGUUGAGGAACUCAACCGUCAAGUAGAAAGAAUAUCUGCCAAUGGAUCAAAUGAAUUGUUGGAUUAUCUCAAGUCUCUUGAGCCCCAAAAUCUUAAGGAUUUGACAAGUAGUGCUGGGGAGGAUGUCGUGGUUGCAAUGAACACAUUCAUAAAACGUCUCUUGGCUGUUUCAGAUCCUAGUGAAAUGAAGACAAGUGUGACGGAAACAAGCGCCCCAGAACUGGCGAAGCUGCUUUAUUGGCUAAUGGUGGUAGGAUACAGUAUACGUAACAUUGAAGUCCGUUUUGACAUGGAACGAGUUCUAGGCAGUCCACCAAAACGUCAAGAGUUACCUCCUGCUGAAAACAUCUGAGAACGCGUACCCGUAUCCCUUAUUUGAUGACCGAGGAUUUGUUUGUUCUAUUACAUAUAUGACGAUGAAAUCGCUGCAAGUUUCAGACCCAAUUUCGGCAUUUUUACAAAAAUGGUAAGAAUAGAACCAGUUUUUUUUUGGUGUUGAAGAAUUGUUCAUUUUAGAAUCAUCUUAUUAUUUAGUUGUAGCAACCAUCUGAAUAUGAUGAAAUGGGUCUUUUAGGACGUAUAACCGUCUUUGGUUAAUAUGACGAUUUAUUUUUUGUGUUCUAUUAGGUUGUCUAACUUCGCUGAUAGAACGUGUUUAGUCACUUACUAAAAAUAAAAUAUUGUUAAGUAUUCUA